CAUAAUUUUGUGCGGUGCCAUUUAUUGACGCUAUAAAGUAUAACUAUAUAACUAAAACAAUAUCAAAUAAUACAGUUGAGUAUUUACAAAUUACUGGAUUUUACAAGUUUUUAUUUUUAAAACGAAUUAUUUCUAAAAAGUAAAAUGUAUAAAGUUCCUCAAAAAGUACAGAAGGUUAUGGUACAGCCCAUUAACCUUAUCUUCCGACACUUGCAAAAUCGUGCUAAAGUACAAGUGUGGCUUCAGGAAAAAAUACAUUUAAGGAUUGAAGGACAUAUCGUGGGUUUUGAUGAAUACAUGAAUCUGGUCUUGGAUGAAGCUUGUGAAGUUAAUACUAAAGUUGACUCGCGCAAACCUGUUGGCCGCAUAUUAUUGAAAGGAGAAAACAUUACAUUAAUACAAAAUAUGACUCCAUCUAUUGGAUAAAACAAGAAAACUAUCUGAAUUAAAUUUAACUUUAAUAUAUCCUCUGUAAUAUAAAUUUAUAAUAAAAUAUCUUAAUACUUACAACUUAAACAAUGAA
Messenger RNA from Rhopalosiphum maidis (corn leaf aphid), 523 nucleotides. It is a transcript of the gene SmE, whose product is annotated as probable small nuclear ribonucleoprotein E. Lineage: Eukaryota; Metazoa; Arthropoda; Insecta; Hemiptera; Aphididae. Gene Ontology annotation, molecular function: RNA binding. The transcript is spliced from 2 exons. Bases 145 to 426 code for a protein of 93 amino acids. The record is from RefSeq and is a predicted model, not a curated record. Gene Ontology annotation, biological process: spliceosomal snRNP assembly; mRNA splicing, via spliceosome. Gene Ontology annotation, cellular component: U4/U6 x U5 tri-snRNP complex; U2 snRNP; U4 snRNP.